Molecule: messenger RNA, 723 nt
Organism: Microtus oregoni (creeping vole)
Lineage: Eukaryota; Metazoa; Chordata; Mammalia; Rodentia; Cricetidae
Product: transcription factor EB-like
Exons: 2
Coding region: 1-723 (240 amino acids)
Biological process (GO): regulation of transcription by RNA polymerase II
Cellular component (GO): nucleus
Molecular function (GO): protein dimerization activity; RNA polymerase II cis-regulatory region sequence-specific DNA binding; DNA-binding transcription factor activity, RNA polymerase II-specific
Source: RefSeq, a predicted model, not a curated record
AUGGAGGGCAAAGGGGAUGUUGAGAGGAGACACAGGUUCAACAUCAAUGACCGCAUCAACAAGCUGGGAAUGCUGAUCCCCAAGGCCAAUGACCUGGACGUGAGCUGGAAUAAGGGCAUCAUUCUCAAGGCCUCUAUGGAUUACAUCCAGAGGAUGCAAAAAGAUCUGCAGAAAUCCCGAGAACUGGAGAACCACUCUUGGCGCCUAGAGAUGACCAACAAGCAGCUCUGGCUUCGCAUCCAGGAGCUGGAGAUGCAGGCGCGGGUCCACGGCCUCCCCACUACAACGCCAUCCGGCGUGAACAUGGCUGAGCUGGCCCAACAGGUGGUGAAGCAGAAACUACCCAGUGAAGAUGGCCCACGGGAGGCUCUCAUGCUGGGGCCUGAGGUCUCUGACCCUGAGCCGAUGCCUGCUCUCCCUCCGCAGGCCCCACUGCCCCCAGCCACCCAGCCACAGUACCCUUUUCAUCACCUGGACUUCAGUCACAGUUUGAGCUUUGGGGGUGGGGGUGAUGAGGGGCCCACAGGCUACCAUGAUCCCCUGGGGACAGAGCAUGGCUCCCCGUUCCCCAACCUGUCCAAGAAGGAUCUGGACUUAAUGCUCCUAGAUGACUCCCUGCUACCCCUGGCCUCCGACCCCCUCUUUUCUACCAUGUCCCCUGAGGCCUCCAAGGCAGGCAGCCGCUGGAGCAGCUUCAGUAUGGAGGAGGGCGAUGUCCUGUGA